Messenger RNA from Nezara viridula (southern green stink bug), 190 nucleotides. NCBI's taxonomy places the organism in Eukaryota, Metazoa, Arthropoda, Insecta, Hemiptera, Pentatomidae. The record is from the annotation of a GenBank genome assembly.
AUGGUACACAGAUAUGCCAAUUUCAACGCUAUUUAUCCUGCUGAAACGUUAAAAUCACAUGGCUCUUGGGCUACUCGGGUUUUUACUCCGGUCGGGGAAAGAGAGAGGAGGAAUUAUGGCGGAGAAGAGAUUUUGGCCUAGCGUAUCGACAGAUCGAAGGCAGACUAUCAAAGAUGCAGUUUUCGUGUAG